AUGUCUGCUGGUAUCCCGGCACCUCCAUGGCAGUGGUGGACUCAGCCUGGGACUUCUCCGUGGGGGAGAAACUGGGCCCAGAGGCUGGGAGACGGAAAAUUCAUGAUUUCGAUGAAUGAGCGGAUGAUACAGAAACAUGUCGAAGACUCCUUCCUCUUCCCCCGAUAUAGCGACGUCAGAAUCAUUUGCGGAGAUACCAUCUUUUCAACACAUAAGACCAUCAUCUGUCACCUGUCGCGCUAUUUCAAAGCAGCCUUUCAUGGCAAGUUCCGGAAAGGGGCGAUUCAGGAAUCAUGCGGAUGCCUCACACUUGCCGACAAAGAUCCGAUACUGGUGGAGAAGGUCCUCCAAUACUUGUACACGGGAAACUACACGUUGGAUCCGGACAAGCAAGAGACUGAAGAGAUCAGCUCUGAUGACUCCGAGAAUUCGAACCUGGAUGGCAAAUCCACUCGCCCGUGGAAACGAUCCCAGAAGAAAAGAAAAAGAUUCGGUGUCAGGACAAUGAUAAACCUCUUCACCGUGGGUGCCAGACCGAAGAAGCGCCCUGCCCUGAAUGACCGACUGUUCCACAGUGCCGCCUACUUCCAUCUCCGCAUGUACGCCGAAGCAGACUACUUCAUGAUCGAUGAGCUGAAAGUCAAAGCCGAAGCGGAGUUCUGCAAAGCCUUUGAGAGCCUCCUCACAGUUGAGCUCAUUUUCAAAAACGAUUACGCUGCCAAGUUCGCCAUCAGCAAAAUCAUCAACGAGCUAUACAGCCGCCGGGGGAAUUACGGUGUGUUGAGAGAGAUGGUGCUCGAACUCAUGCUGAACAACCUGCCCGGUUUGCGGCAGACGAUUUUCAUGUCGCCUAUGGAAGGGUCUUGCUUUCUGAGUUUGCACCCUGAGUUCGGGGCGGACUUUUGCUGGGGGAUGAUGGAGAAGGCAUUUCCAUCGGAUAUGCCUACCUACUAUCCCACGCUUAUGCCGGAACAAUUCGCAUACUGGGACCGGCAAUGCAAGACAAUGACUGGGCAAUUGUAA
Penicillium cataractarum is the source of this 1023-nucleotide messenger RNA. RefSeq names its product BTB/POZ domain-containing protein. The transcript has 5 exons. The record is from RefSeq and is a predicted model, not a curated record. NCBI's taxonomy places the organism in Eukaryota, Fungi, Ascomycota, Eurotiomycetes, Eurotiales, Aspergillaceae. Gene Ontology annotation, molecular function: protein binding. The coding region runs from base 1 to 1023 and encodes 340 amino acids.